Messenger RNA from Notothenia coriiceps (black rockcod), 705 nucleotides. RefSeq names its product protein Dok-7-like. The record is from RefSeq and is a predicted model, not a curated record. The transcript has 6 exons. The annotation marks the transcript as partial. Gene Ontology annotation, biological process: neuromuscular junction development; positive regulation of protein tyrosine kinase activity. Lineage: Eukaryota; Metazoa; Chordata; Actinopteri; Perciformes; Nototheniidae. Gene Ontology annotation, molecular function: protein kinase binding.
CACACACACACAGCUGCUCGGAACCAUGACAGAAGAUGACGGAUACAGUUGUCGCGGAGGGACAAGUAAAGUUUAGGGAUGGAAAAAAGUGGAAGAGUCGAUGCGUCGUUCUUCGGAAGCCCUCUCCGGUCGCAGACUGCCUGUCUCUGCUGGUGUACAAAGAGAAGAAGAAGAAAAAAGGGAAAAGGGAGAAUGGCAGCGGUCACAAGAAGAGGCUCAAUGUAACCCUGGAGGGUAUCUGUGGGGUGGAGCCGGGCCCCGGGUACGACGGGGUCUCCUACAGCCUCUCCAUCCUCUGCCUGGCACACACGCUGGUCCUGGGCUUCAACAGCCGAGAAGCCCUGCUGGCCUGGGACACUCGCAUCCGCUACAGCCUGGGAGAAGUCCACAGGUUGUGUGUGAAUGUGGAGCCAGGCACCAAGCUGGAGAGCGGCCCCGCCUCCCUCCACCUGUGCAACGACCUGUUGGUCCUCACCAGAGGCGUCCCUCCUGUCAUCAUCGGCCACUGGAAGCUGUCGGCGUUGCGUCGAUAUGGAGCGGUGCCAAACGGCUUUGUGUUCGAGGGGGGGACUCGCUGUGGAUACUGGGCCGGUGUUUUCUUCCUGUCCUGUUCAGAAGGAGAGCAGAUCAGCUUCCUGUUUGACUGCAUUGUGAGGGGCAUCACCCCCAGCAGGACCCCUCAUGGCCUGCGACCUGUCCUGCCAG